AGCCAUUUCGCAAAUUGCGUUAGUAGAGAAAACAUUUCUCAGUAGGAAGCAGCUAGAACGAAAUUCAUUCAUCUGCAUAGUUUCGAGACUGCUUUAAAUAUUACAAUUUUCAUAUUAAAGUCGGAUAUUUUAUUUCUUUUUCACGGGCACCAACAAUGGCAAAGGCAAUUUUCCUGUUGGGACUGGCUGUUUUGAUGGCAUUGGCUAACGCUCAGUAUCAAGGAGGAUUUAUGGCGAGUCCUCUCUCGGAAAACUCGUUUCAAAACAACGAAGUUUGCAUCAGUUAUUUGAACACGUCGCUCGCUGAAUCUAUGGUCAAACUCAAUCGACCAGGAAACGCCAACAACGCUGGCUUCAAUGCUAUUGGAAAAGAAGUCGAAGAAAUAAUCAAUAAAAAAAUUACUAAUUUGAUGUUGAAAUGUAGAGGAAUCAAUCUAACAACUCCGCCCGAAAUCGCUAAUCACUUCAAUAUGGAUGGAAAGAGUUUCUUUGUUGAGCAGCUGGCUAUUCAGAAAACUGAAAUUAAGCCCAGAUUGAGAGCGGAAGUAGAUAACAUAAUACAAAUUGACAAACUGAAGGCUUCGUUGAAUAAAAUAGCCAAAGAAAAAGCGGAACAAGAACAAUUGGGUUCGCAAAAGUUAAGUCUUGCGGCAAGUAAAAGAGCCGAAAUCGAGAAACUGAAAGUGAGAUUAGAACAGAUGAUUCAAAGUCGAAAUCACGAGUACCAGAGCGGAAACUUCUAUUACAACCGCUUCAAUCAGCGCAGCCUCGAGUUGCAGGAAGAGAGGAAAAAAUACGCCAGUCUCAAGGAAAAAUAUGACGAAAUUCUGACCAAUGUUUGCGGAUGUACAAGAUGCAGAAACAAUCAAACACCAAACAACUGGGCGAAUAUUCUCAGCACCGGAAGAAAUGUCGAAAAAGAAACGAAUACUUCGGAAGUCCUAUGGAAAACUACUACGGUCAACACUCCGACUAUUCAUUAGGAAACGCGUGUCCUAUAAAUUGUUGCUUUCUUCCUGCUCUCAUUUCUUACAACCCUUGCUGUUCUGAGUAAUACAAUACUAUAAGGAUUAA
Daphnia pulex (common water flea) is the source of this 1074-nucleotide messenger RNA. RefSeq lists its product as uncharacterized. Bases 156 to 983 code for a protein of 275 amino acids. NCBI's taxonomy places the organism in Eukaryota, Metazoa, Arthropoda, Branchiopoda, Diplostraca, Daphniidae. The record is from RefSeq and is a predicted model, not a curated record. The transcript has 5 exons.